Messenger RNA from Acanthosepion pharaonis, 735 nucleotides. Lineage: Eukaryota; Metazoa; Mollusca; Cephalopoda; Sepiida; Sepiidae. The record is from the annotation of a GenBank genome assembly.
AUGAAGAAAGACAUGUUUGUCCGGGUGGACCAGCUUGUGUCCGAGUUCCGAAAAGUCUCAGACAAACAAAUGGCUGAAACAACUAAAAGGACAAUUCGAGAGAACGUCUCCAUCACUGCCCAAAUGUCCAAGAUGUCCGACAAAACGGUGGAACUCAUCGAGGAGAAUGAUGGCCUGAAAGCCAAGGAAAAGAAAUUGCUAAACAAGCUGAAGAUUCUGGAGCACAAUGAGAAAGAAUUGACCAAAAAGAACCUCAGUGGACAGAAGUUGAUUAACAUGCUGACAGAGAAAUGUCAUGAGUUGGAAGAUAGCCUGACCGUUUUCCAACAGCGAGAAAAUGAAUUUGAAGACAAAUUACAUGAAAAUGAAAUUUUUCAAAGUCAGAUAGAAAAGCAUAAAGAGGAAACAGAAACUAUCAAGAAUUCUUUGAAAGACGCUCAAGGAAAACUUGAAGAAACCCAGAAGGAAACGGCAUUACUCAAAGCACAAAACACAAAAAUUGAAGAAAUCUUAAAGGAUGCUGCAGAUGCCAUCAAAAACGCUCUAUCUAAUAUGUCGAAAUUUGAAAAUGAAGAUGAUUUAUCAGCUCAAGUUUCACAGAGAGACACAAUGCUGCAGCAUUUACUGUGGAUUUUAAACAGCUCAGCUUUACUUGGGCUGGGUCCAACAGCUGCAGAAUUAGGAAAACAGCCAGAGAAGGAAAGAGCCACACCCGAGGCAUUGAAAAAACUGUAA